AGUUUCAGUCUUCUCCUCCAAAAUCCAAACACAGAAAGAUGACCAUCGCUUCAGCCCAAGAAUUCUGCCUGCAAUUAAUUUCGUCGGCAUUUCAAAGAUGCCGCACGUCGGAGGACCUCUGCAGACUCUCCGUCCAUCUCAAGCGCUCUCCGCCGUCUGAUCCCCGCUCCGUUCAAUUUUCAGUCUCGGAUACCGGCGUGGGGAGCUGCGCAGAGGACUUUGGAGGUUUGAAGCUUCGUAGGGAGGCUUUUGGCGCGCAAAUUUGGGAUGGAUUGCUUUUCGUCACAACCACCGGUAUUGGUGAUGAUCAGAUACAUCAUUACCAGUUCAAUCUGAAAGAAAGUGCGUCAGGGAGACGGUUGACCAGGCUGUCUUCAAAUCCUAAGAAUGGACUCCAAUUCAGUGGGACUGAAGUAUGUCUGUCAAUAUCCGAAAGCAUUGAUGUUUUGCUGGCAGCGUUUAGUUGCUUCUUUCGGAAGAUCCUCAUUUUAAAGAUCCCUAAUGUUUCAAUUGAACUGGUAGUUGAACAAGGGGAUGCUCCUGGAUCUAGAUACGUAAAUGUUUUUCUAGCGAAUGAGGGGAGGACCCCUUUACCUUUUGUAGCUUCAAAUCUUGAACGUUUAAAGUCAGGGGUUGAAGACUACGUUUUUAAGCACAGGAAUACUUUAGGAAAAAAAUGCGAGUCAUGCUUCUCAAGUGGGGAGCAUCUCAAGAUUGGUAGUGGAACAGCAUGCUGCACAGAAAGCCGAAGGUAUCCUGGAUCAGUGAUGGAAGCAGUGAUUGUAAUUAGUGAAAUGUCAGAGGUAGCCAGUACUUGUCCGAGGACAUGUAGCUCGAAAACUGAGGUCUUGUAUUUCAAAGAUUUCACACCUUGCCGAAUCCCUCAAUCCACUCUGAAGGCGUUAACUAGCAUUGACUGGAAAAGUUACGGAUUGAGCUUUGGAAGCGUUGUGGAUCAGGGCGGCUUUGCAUUAGUGGAAUGGGAGAACUUGCCCCCAUCUGUUCAAAUUGAUAUUAUCCUCCACCACUACCACGAGCAAUAUCCAACAGGGCGAAAGACGCGACCUGAUCAGAAUCUCAUUAAAAAAGCAAUUAAGCUUGCAUUGAACGAUUUGAAGGACAAUUACGCUGGAGUUCUUCUAAGUGCCCAUGCCGUCAAGGUCCGUAGCUAUGCCCCCGAUCUCGCGAAAACAAUUUCUAGCCUAAUCUUGUCUUCCAAUGACGCGGACUUCCGAGAAGAAUGCUGUUCUUUUCUUGGAUUGCAGUCUCAAGGAGUUGGAGGUGAAGUCGUUGAAGAUUGUAUAAGGGAAAAGAUCAUUGCGGUAGUAGAAAUGCAUGACAGAGAGCCCCAGAGAAGCAAAGAAAUGCCAACUUUUCUUUUCGAGGAUGAUCACAUGCAGGAAUUAGGGUCUCAAGACGGUGAAUAUGAAGGAGAGGGUGCAUUUGGCUCUAUGGAUAUAUGUUAAAACGCACAUGAGGUGGUGAUUUGCGGUGGUAUUCCAAGUCAAUAACGCAACGUCUGCAUUUGUUUGACGUAUCGACAUUGUAUAGUAAUCAGUGCACGUAAGACGUUCUCUUUUAAAAAGGUUUUAAUAUGUUUUGACAUUAAGACGAUGAUGAUCCCGAACAUAUUGUCC
Messenger RNA from Pyrus x bretschneideri (Chinese white pear), 1637 nucleotides. RefSeq names its product type 2 DNA topoisomerase 6 subunit B-like. The transcript has 11 exons. Gene Ontology annotation, molecular function: protein-macromolecule adaptor activity. Gene Ontology annotation, cellular component: condensed chromosome. The record is from RefSeq and is a predicted model, not a curated record. Lineage: Eukaryota; Viridiplantae; Streptophyta; Magnoliopsida; Rosales; Rosaceae. Gene Ontology annotation, biological process: meiotic DNA double-strand break formation; reciprocal meiotic recombination. Bases 39 to 1466 code for a protein of 475 amino acids.